CACCCCCUUCCAGCCCAUGCCCGUGAUUAAAAUCACGCACUGAUGCUCAGCUGCAUCGUCGAGGCUUGCGGUAGAUUCUUCAAUGUAAUGAGACAUCCCGAAAGAAUUGAGGAGGUUAUUCGUCGAGGUGUCGAUCUUUUGGGGCUCGGCGCUGGCACUAUUCAUUGCUACCUACGUCGCAUGGAGCCUCCUUGCCUAUUUUCAAUCUCCCCUGCGUCGAUACCCUGGGCCUUUCUUUGCGAAAUUUACCAAUCUCUGGCGGAUUACCAUACACUGCGUGGCGAUAUCCACCUAGUCAACCUUCGCACGCAUCGAAAGUAUGGCCCUGUGGUCAGAACAGGACCAAAUAAUCUGGACCUCGAUGUGCCCAGCUUGGUUAAGACCAUCUACACUACAGACCACAAGUGGCUGAAAACGGAAUUCUACAAACCAACGAGCAACGUCGUCAACAGAGAACCUAUGCCCAAUCUUCAGUCUCAUCGACCCGGCCGAACAUGCAAGGCAGAAGAAGCCUGUAGCCCAGCACUAAUCGAUGACAAGUGUGCUUCAGCUAGAGCCACACUUUGAUGAAGCCAUUCGACUGCUGUGCUGUCAGCUUGAAGGGCGUUUUAUGCACAGAUGGGUUCACAAUCGCUGUGAAUUCAGUUUCGAAUUCGACUUGGGGCAAUGGAUCAAAAUGUACGCAUGGGACGCCAUUGGCCAGAUCACUUUCAGCAAACGCUUUGGAUACCUCGAAGCAGGCAAAGACUUUGAUGGGCAUCUAUGGUUAUCCGAGAUGGGGUCUGACUACCUUGCCGGCGUCAGCCAGUUGCCCAUCCUUGAUCGCUGGCUCGACAAGAACCCCAUCAUACCAAUCGGCGGUGCAACCGUGCUACUGGGACCGACACUACAAUGCGUGAAAGAUCGAUUUCAGGGUCGAGACCAAGCCACCCACGAUGAAAGCAAGCCUGACUUUCUAGACAAGUUCAUCCAGGCGAGCUCUGAGAAUCAUGAUGUUGUCGACGGCAGGCAGAUUGUCAGCUACCUUGCCAUCAACAUGCUUGCUGGGGCUGAUACGACCGCGAUUACCAUCAAGGCGGUACUCUAUUACGUACUGCGUACGCCUGGUGUGCGGGCGAAAUUAGAGGCCGAGAUUCUGGCCACGGAGUUCUCAAGACAGCAUAAUGUACCACCAGCGCAGCACCCCGACCAAACAAGUCAAAUAUGGGUGUCGGAUUUGGUUGUUUGGUCCUAUUUGCAAAUAUUUGACUUGUUUAGUUAG
Molecule: messenger RNA, 1261 nt
Organism: Verticillium dahliae VdLs.17
Lineage: Eukaryota; Fungi; Ascomycota; Sordariomycetes; Glomerellales; Plectosphaerellaceae
Product: benzoate 4-monooxygenase cytochrome P450
Exons: 3
Coding region: 677-1261 (194 amino acids)
Molecular function (GO): monooxygenase activity; heme binding; iron ion binding
Source: RefSeq, a predicted model, not a curated record